This is a messenger RNA of Triticum turgidum subsp. durum (durum wheat), 723 nucleotides long. The record is from the annotation of a GenBank genome assembly. NCBI's taxonomy places the organism in Eukaryota, Viridiplantae, Streptophyta, Magnoliopsida, Poales, Poaceae.
AUGGACGAAGCUUACCACCCACAAAGAGCAUCCUCCAUGACAAAACAAGUUAAGAAAAAGGGCAAGCAUCCAGCCCUAAAUUUUAAUCGUGGGAGCGGAAGCAGCUCGCAGGAAAAUCUUAUCGUUUACAUCCUGAGGCGACCAAUGCUUGAAACAGUUACUGAAACAAUUCGUUUGAAAGUACAAGGUUAUACAUGUUGGUACGUCCAUGAAGGUAUGAUGCAAGCAUCUGUAUUAAUUGCUCUACCACGCCAGGAAGGCAGUUUUAGAGAAUCUUCCAUCACAUAUGAAGGAGAGUCAGCUAAUACAGAAGAUGAAGCAAUGGAGAAGGCAGCUCAAAUGGCCUUAGAAUGCAUUUGUGCAGACUAUAACAUUUCUGUUAAUGAUCACAAUUACUAUGCCCUUGAAGUCACAAAAGAAAGGUUGUUUACAGCAAGAGAGAAAGCUCAAACAAAGCAAUGGCAAUUCAACAUGGCUCGCCAACAAGUAACUACACAGCAGAAUGAAUUUGCGAGGCAAACAAUGAUCCUGGCAAAGAUAUGCAACAAUUUUUAUGAUAUACUACCACUCCGCAUGUAUCCCCAACGUCCAACAAGCAGUGACCCCAUAAUUACGUACACAGGCGCACACCGUCCCGUCCGACGUAUGGAAGAAUUUGCAAAGUCACUUUACCAUUUUAUCACAGGCACAAACCCUGUAGGAGGCUACACCAGAAUGAUCUAA